Messenger RNA from Rattus norvegicus (Norway rat), 6055 nucleotides. It is a transcript of the gene Caprin1, whose product is annotated as cell cycle associated protein 1. Gene Ontology annotation, cellular component: lamellipodium; dendrite; cytoplasmic ribonucleoprotein granule. The record is from RefSeq and is marked validated. Lineage: Eukaryota; Metazoa; Chordata; Mammalia; Rodentia; Muridae. The transcript is spliced from 19 exons. Bases 140 to 2263 code for a protein of 707 amino acids.
ACUAGGAGCAGCUCAGUGCAGCGGGGACAGGGCGAAGCGGUCUGCGCCCACGGAGCGCACGUCUCUGUUCGCAACGCAGCGCUACCCUUGCCCCCCUCGGCUGCCCACUCCAGACGUCCAACGGCUCAGCGCGCGCACGAUGCCCUCGGCCACCAGCCACAGCGGAAGCGGCAGCAAAUCGUCGGGACCGCCGCCGCCGUCCGGUUCCUCCGGGAGUGAGGCGGCGGCCGGGGCAGCUGCGCCGGCUUCUCAGCAUCCGGCAACCGGCACCGGCGCGGUCCAGACCGAGGCCAUGAAGCAGAUUCUCGGCGUGAUCGACAAGAAACUUCGGAACCUUGAGAAGAAAAAGGGUAAACUUGAUGAUUACCAGGAACGAAUGAAUAAAGGGGAAAGGCUCAAUCAAGACCAGCUGGAUGCCGUAUCUAAGUACCAGGAAGUCACAAAUAAUUUGGAGUUUGCAAAGGAAUUACAGAGAAGUUUCAUGGCAUUAAGUCAGGAUAUUCAGAAAACAAUAAAGAAGACAGCACGUCGGGAGCAGCUUAUGAGAGAAGAAGCAGAACAGAAGCGCUUAAAAACUGUACUUGAGUUACAGUAUGUAUUGGAUAAGCUGGGAGAUGAUGAUGUGAGAACGGAUCUGAAGCAGGGGCUGAGUGGAGUGCCAAUAUUGUCUGAAGAGGAGUUGUCAUUGUUGGAUGAAUUCUACAAGCUAGUAGAUCCCGAGCGGGACAUGAGUUUAAGGUUAAAUGAGCAGUAUGAACAUGCCUCCAUUCACUUGUGGGAUUUGCUGGAAGGGAAAGAAAAGCCUGUAUGUGGAACAACCUAUAAAGCUCUAAAGGAAAUUGUCGAGCGUGUUUUUCAGUCAAACUACUUUGACAGCACUCAUAAUCAUCAAAAUGGAUUGUGUGAGGAGGAAGAGGCAGCUUCAGCACCUAUAGUGGAAGACCAGGUAGCUGAAGCUGAACCUGAACCAACGGAAGAAUACACAGAGCAAAGUGAGGUUGAGUCAACAGAGUAUGUCAAUAGGCAGUUCAUGGCGGAAACACAGUUCAGCAGUGGUGAGAAGGAGCAAGUGGAUGAGUGGGCAGUUGAAACAGUUGAGGUGGUAAACUCACUCCAGCAGCAACCUCAGGCUGCAUCUCCUUCAGUACCAGAGCCCCACUCUCUGACUCCAGUGGCUCAGUCAGAUCCACUUGUGAGAAGACAGCGAGUACAAGAUCUUAUGGCACAAAUGCAAGGGCCCUAUAAUUUCAUACAGGAUUCAAUGUUGGAUUUUGAAAAUCAGACGCUUGAUCCUGCCAUUGUAUCAGCACAACCUAUGAACCCUACCCAAAACAUGGAUAUGCCUCAGCUGGUUUGCCCUCAGGUUCAUUCUGAAUCUAGACUUGCCCAAUCUAAUCAAGUUCCUGUACAACCAGAAGCCACACAGGUUCCUUUGGUCUCAUCCACAAGCGAGGGGUACACUGCGUCUCAGCCCCUGUACCAGCCGUCUCAUGCUGCAGAGCAGCGGCCACAAAAGGAGCCCAUUGAUCAGAUUCAGGCAACAAUAUCUUUAAAUACAGAGCAGACUACAGCAUCAUCAUCCCUUCCUGCUGCUUCUCAGCCUCAAGUGUUCCAGGCUGGGGCAAGUAAACCUUUGCAUAGCAGUGGAAUCAAUGUAAAUGCAGCUCCAUUCCAAUCCAUGCAAACGGUGUUUAAUAUGAAUGCCCCAGUUCCUCCUGUUAAUGAACCAGAAACUUUAAAACAACAGAGUCAGUACCAGGCCAGUUAUAACCAGAGCUUUUCCAGUCAGCCUCACCAAGUGGAACAAACAGAGCUUCAACAAGACCAGCUGCAAACUGUGGUUGGCACUUACCAUGGAUCCCAGGACCAGCCUCAUCAAGUGCCUGGUAACCACCAGCAGCCCCCCCAGCAGAGCACCGGCUUUCCACGUAGCAGUCAGCCUUAUUACAACAGUCGCGGUGUAUCUCGAGGAGGGUCUCGUGGUGCCAGAGGUUUGAUGAAUGGAUACAGGGGCCCUGCCAAUGGAUUUAGAGGAGGAUAUGAUGGUUACCGCUCUUCAUUCUCCAACACUCCAAACAGUGGCUAUACACAGUCUCAGUUCAAUGCUCCCCGGGACUACUCUGGCUACCAGCGGGAUGGAUAUCAGCAGAAUUUCAAGCGAGGCUCUGGGCAGAGUGGACCACGGGGAGCCCCACGAGGUCGUGGAGGGCCCCCAAGACCCAACAGAGGGAUGCCGCAAAUGAACACUCAGCAAGUGAAUUAAUGUGAUACACAGGAUUAUGUUUAAUCGCCAAAAACACACUGGCCAGUGUACCAUAAUAUGUUACCAGAAGAGUUAUUAUCUAUUUGUUCUCCCUUUCAGGAAACUUAUUGUAAAGGGACUGUUUUCAUCCCAUAAAGACAGGACUGCAAUUGUCAGCUUCAUAUUACCUGGAAAUGGAAGGAACUAUUCUUACUCUGCAUGUUCUGUCCUAAGCGUCAUCUUGAGCCUUGCACACGAAACUCAGAUUCCUCACCCUUGCUUAGGAGUAAAACAUUAUAUACUUAUGGGGUGAUAAUAUCUCCAUAGUUAGUUGAAGUGGCUUGGAAAAAAAUGCAAGAUUGACUUUUGACAUUGGAUAAAAUUUACAAUCAGCCCUAGAAUUAUUCAAUGGUAAUUGACAAAGUUUAAAGCAUUUUCCUUGAAAGGAAGAUGGAAGGAGUGGAGUGUGGUUUAGCAAAACAACUGCAUUUCACAGCUUUUCCCAUUAAAUUGGAGCACGGACAGAUUAGAAGCAUACCAAAUUAUGCAUGGGUUCUAAUCACACAAGUGAGGCUGGCUUACACCAGCCCUGACAUAGCACUCACUAGUCUUCUGGCCAAACGACUGUGAUUGAAAACACAUGUAAACUGCUCUUUACUAGUGGAUACUGUGUAAGACAAAGCCCAGAUGCAAAUCAGGCUUUGACUGACUCUUCUGGAAGAUAUGCAUCAAAUAUGGGGUAUAAUCUGGAUGGGCUGCCUCUGUGCUCAAUGUGAAUUAUUUAGAUAUCUUUUGAACACUUUAACAGUUUCUCUGAAACAAUGACUUACAUGAGGAUUGGUCCUCACAAUAAUGUGCAUUGUCAUCACUAACCCUGGAUCUUGCUGUAUUGUUACUCAAAUUGGUAAUAGGUACUGAUGAAGAUCGCUAAUGGAUGGAUAAUCAUAACACUUUUGGCCACAUGGUUUUCUGCUGCUACCACCCUUUUGAAAAGCACCAGUAUGUGUUUAAGAUUCAUUUCCCUAUUUUAGGGAAAUGACAGACAGUAGUUUCAGUUCUGAUGGUAUAAGCAAAACAAAUAAAACAUGUUUCUAAAAGUUGUAUCUUGAAACACUGGUGUUCAACAGCUAGCAGCUAAAGUGAUUCACACCAUGCAUUGUUAGUGUCACAGACUUUGUGGUUAUGUCUAAUAGCUGUUUCUGAAGUAUUUUCGUUUAUCUUUUGUCUAAUUUAACCCUAAGUGAAUUCUCUCCUUUUUCUUGAGGACACACUUAUGCUCAAAGUGUUGACUCUGCCGUAGGUGCAUAAAGAGAGUGUACCGUUUGACAGAGAUGCAAAGUUCAGCAGUGACCUAACCAGAUGUCCUGUGCUGGGAUCUGUGCUAGCAGUUUGAGCACGAGCUGUGUGCCUGUGAACUGAAUGCCACUUGUCCCACUCCAUCUACGCCUUGCAGAAUCAGUUCCACUUGUUAAAGGCAAAGGCUACUUACCACCUUAAUGCUAUUUUCUGUAAAGAAAUUAAAUUUUACUUUUAGCCUUUUGCAAACUUUUUUUUUCCAAGCCGGUAAUCAGCCACUCAAAACAACUAUUCUCAGAUAUUCAUCAUUAGACAACUGGAGUUUUUUGCUGGUUUUGUAGCCUACUAAAACUGCUUAGGCUGUUGAACAUUCCACAUUCAAAGUUUUGUAGGGUGGUGGAUAAUGGGGAAACUUCAAUGUUUAUUUUAAAAUAAAUAAAAUAAGUUCUUGACUUUUCUCAUGUGUGGUUAUGGUACAUCAUAUUGGAAGGGUUAUCUGUUUAUUUUUGCCAAGAACAUUUUGUGAGCACCUACACUUGUGUGCUUUAAAUGACAACUGCCUGGGAUGUACCACAACCAUAUGUUAGUUGCAUUUUAUUGGGAUGGACACAGCGUUUGUGGUUUAUUGGGUAAUCCCUAGAUGGUGUGUUAUGUGUAGAAUAUAAUUUUAUGAUAUUAAGAAAGCAAAAUUGAGGAAAAUAAGUUUAGUGUUGAAUUUGAGUUCUGAAAUGAAUGAGGAGAAUGUCUUACUAUUGCAGGCUUCUACCCAAAGUGUAGGGCAAAUUGUGUUUGUACUUUUAACCUUUUAAUUUUUUAAGUUGCUUAUUCAUUUCACGAGCAACAUAUAAUUAGGUAUUACUCUACCAUUGCAGUUCUAGCACAUAGAACUUUUUAAUGUCUCAAUUCAGACUAUUUUAAAAGGAAUCUCACUGGACAAAGAACUACUAAAGUGGUUUGGUUAAGAUCUGAGUCUUUGUUACUCAGUAUCUUGUAUAAUAUGCAAAUGCUUGUCUAGGUGCAGAAGACCUUUUGUUUGGUCAAGUGUCUUUUACCAGAGUACAGGGAGCUUAUGGCCCUACAUGUCUCUUAAUAUACAUGCACAAUUAACAGUAGGUAUAGAUACCACAUGUAUGAUGAAAUGCUCCCCUUCCCCCCUAAAGGUAGCAUGCCAUUGAUUACUUUUUGCUUAGGGCCAUUUUAUUAAACCAGGGCCUUAAUCCUAAAAAGAGAUGAAUUUUUUCCCAUCCGUUCUCUUUCUUUUGAUCAUUGUAUCUUGAUAUUAAAAACUUGACCUUCGAAUGAUUGUAAUAAAUUAGUCUCUAUUUGUGUGUGUAUAUAUAUAUACACGCACAUACAUAUGCAUUUAUAUAAUGCUAUUGUAUAGAAACUUUAAGGAGACAUGAAAAUGUAUGCUUAUUCUCAGGUUCAUUCACUAAGGUGCUUGGCAAACAACCAGUUUUUAAGUGCAGAAUAUAGUUGAACAGCUUCAUAUAUAGGCCAGGUGAUUUGUUAAAUUUUCAGUGGUACAUGUACUUCAGGGAAAUGGGGUAAGUGUAGCUUAGGCUGAUCAUACUGUUCAUUUCAACCUUGAGCUCUGAAGCUGUAUCCCAUUUGAGGUAUUUAGUACUCUUAGUUUUAUUUAGUAUAAGUUAACAGGAAAAGUAAAUUAAGCUUUUUGCCUUUACUAUUUUGAAUUUAUAAAUAUUCUGGAAAAACUUAGAAACUGCUGUAAAUUUCCUUAGAUUAAAUUAUAUGAAACAUGAUUGCUUAUAGUCCUUGAGCAAAGCCUGUGAGUUGCAUACACCCUAAGGAAAACUUCCUUAAGUGCUCCUUGAGAGAGAUUCUGGGUGUGGUCUUUUUAAGGAAAAAGCUAGACUACUGUAUGUUCCCAGUCUUGGUACUGGAAGCGCACUGUACAUUAUUACUUUGUUGUGAAGCUCAACCAGUUUCCUGCGUAGCCUUGCCCCUCACUGUUGGGAUUGAAAGUAGCAGCAUCUCUGAUGUACUAUACCAGUGAGGUUCUGGUAUAUCUACUUGUCAGUAUUAAUUUCCUUAAGUACUAUAUUUCUUUAGGGAAACAACCUGAAAUUUAUUAGUACAUUUGGGUUUCUCUUGCCAGGCAUUAUGUUGCCAGUGUUAACUCUUCAGUGGUGACAAAAUUACCCAAGACACUAGUGGCCCAGAUGUAUGUAGUAAGUGGUAUGAUUCAACAAUGCAGUUAAUGAUAAAUACAUGAUGUAGUUAGUAUGAUCAGGAAAGACAACAUUGAAAGAUAAUUCAGCUAACAUAAGGGUGAGGAAUGGCAAACUGGAUUAAGAGUCAGAGGCAUAUGUUCCAGGGACUGAUGUUUGGUGCUUUAGCAAGAUCUGGCUGGAGAAACUGGAAAAGGCAGUUUUCCAUGUUUAGUUUUUGUAUCAACAUUUGGAAGCUAUUGAAGGCUUUAAAAUGGUGUAUGUAUUGUUCGGGGGUGUUGGGAUAGUGGGCCAUCCAAUAAAAUUACCAUUGAAAAGACCUUCA